Molecule: messenger RNA, 1032 nt
Organism: Macrosiphum euphorbiae (potato aphid)
Lineage: Eukaryota; Metazoa; Arthropoda; Insecta; Hemiptera; Aphididae
Source: the annotation of a GenBank genome assembly
AUGCAAAAAUAUUAUACUUGGAAUAAAUCCUCAAGGAAAUUUAUACGACGGAAACAAGGAAAACCAAUUCAAAAAUACCCAGAUGUAUAUUCCACCGAUGUGAUUGGUCGAAUUUAUUCAGUACAUCCCAGCAAUGAUGAAUGUUUUUAUUUACGACUGCUAUUAGUCAAUGUACGUGGCCCAACAUCAUUCCAACAUUUACGAACUGUUGAUGGUGAAUUGUGUGGAUCCUACAGAGAAGCCUGUCAACGUUUGCAAUUGCUAGAAAAUGACGAUCAUUGGGAUCAAACUCUAAAUGAUGCUGUAAUAUCAUCAAGUGCUCAACAAAUACGAACAUUGUUUUCUAUAAUCAUAUGUAGAUGCUACCCAUCAAAGCCAAUCGAUUUGUGGAUCAAGUACAAGGAUCAUAUGUGUGAUGAUAUUUUGUAUCAAAUACGGAAUAGAAUGGAAAAUCUAAAUAUACAAAUCAAUGAAGACAUUUUUAACGAAGAAUUGAUUUCAAUUGAGGACAUGUGCUUGAUGAUGUCAAACAAACUAUUAAUUCAAUUAGGCCUGAUCACGCCCAAUCGUCCAAUGCAUGAUGUUUUUAACAAAGAGGUGCACCGAGAAAAAACGUACGAUCUCAACACUUUGAAAGAAUUAAUUCAAAAAAAUCUUCCACUGUUGAAUGAACAACAGAAGUAUGUAUUUGAUACUCUUAUGAAAGUAACAAAUUAUGAUACUGGAGGGAUAUAUUUCUUGGAUGCACCUGGUGGUACAGGAAAAACUUUUUUGAUUUCAUUAAUAUUAGCAACAAUUCGUUCACAAAAUAAAAUUACACUUGCACUCGCUUCCUCGGGAAUCGCAGCAACUUUGCUUGAAGGUUGUCGAACAGCCCAUUCAGCACUAAAAUUGCCAUUAAAUAUGCAAAGCAAUGAAUUUCAAAGCUGCAACAUUUCGAAGAAAUCUGCAAUGGCAAAAGUUUUGCAGGAAUGUCAAUUGAUUGUUUUUGAUGAAUGCACGAUGGCACAUAAAAAUCGUUGGAGGCUUUAG